ACGAGCCCGGCGCGGUGACGUCACGGGAAGAGCUGGGAGCCUCACCCAGGCUGGGCUGGUGGCGCUGUGUGUCCCGAGCGGAGGAGGUUGAGCGGGUGGCGACGGGGAUCCCAGGCAGUGCCGGGGCCCAUUCAGGAGAGGGAGCACAGCGUGGUGUGGAGUUGUUUGAAUCCAAGCCUACACCAUGCGUGAGUACAAGCUGGUCGUCCUUGGGUCAGGUGGUGUCGGGAAGUCAGCUUUGACUGUCCAGUUUGUCCAGGGUAUAUUUGUAGAAAAAUAUGACCCAACAAUAGAAGAUUCAUACAGAAAGCAAGUUGAAGUUGAUGGCCAACAGUGUAUGCUUGAAAUCUUAGACACUGCAGGGACGGAACAAUUUACAGCAAUGCGGGAUCUUUAUAUGAAAAACGGGCAAGGAUUUGCAUUAGUGUACUCCAUAACCGCACAGUCUACCUUUAAUGACUUGCAGGAUCUCCGGGAACAGAUACUUCGAGUCAAAGACACUGAUGAUGUGCCAAUGAUUUUGGUGGGGAACAAGUGUGACUUGGAAGAUGAAAGAGUGGUGGGAAAAGAACAGGGGCAGAACCUAGCAAGACAGUGGAACAACUGUGCAUUCUUGGAGUCUUCUGCCAAGUCCAAGAUUAAUGUCAAUGAGAUUUUUUAUGACCUUGUGCGACAAAUUAACAGAAAAACUCCCGUACCAGGCAAGGCACGUAAAAAGUCAACAUGUCGGCUGCUUUAAUACACAGAUACGCUGUAGCUCUGAGCCAGGUCUGAAGAACUGUUGUCGGACAGCAGUGCCAGCAUUCCAACUUAAAAUUUACCCUAUCAACAACUUCAAUGGACUUUCUUGUGGUGGUACACUUCCUGGAUGAAAGUUACAAGCUCAGAUUGUCCACCAUCAGAUCCUUUCCCAAAAUCACGAGAAAGAUCCCACUUUGAAAUGCUCUUCACGUAUGCAACUGGGAACAACGAAGCUCACAUCCAGUAUUACUGCUAACAGAGACAUUGUUGUAACGACAAUGUUUUAACGGCGUGUACUGUACUUUCACAAGCCCCUCCUUUCUAUCGGAGUGUACAAUGAAAAGCACCACUGUUUUAGCUUACAAAACAAGGAAGUCCAAAGAGCUCCAUAAUAGACUACUCCUGAUGACCUUGCAUCUUUGAUAUUCGUAGCUUCUUGUAACUAUUUUUUUCCUUCCUUUAAAGAAAUACAAGAGCAACAUCCAUUGUAUUGUACAAAGUGCUUCUCAUAAACAUCACAACUAUUGUUUCUUUUCCAUUAUUAAAUUUUAGGGAAUCCUGUGGAGAAUAGUGUUGUACUCUUUCUGCAUAGAAAGGGUCCAUGACAAAUAAAUCUGUUUCUUGUAUUAUG
Messenger RNA from Spea bombifrons (plains spadefoot toad), 1372 nucleotides. It is a transcript of the gene RAP1B, whose product is annotated as RAP1B, member of RAS oncogene family. Gene Ontology annotation, molecular function: GTP binding; GTPase activity; GDP binding. Gene Ontology annotation, cellular component: plasma membrane. Lineage: Eukaryota; Metazoa; Chordata; Amphibia; Anura; Pelobatidae. The transcript has 8 exons. The record is from RefSeq and is a predicted model, not a curated record. Gene Ontology annotation, biological process: negative regulation of synaptic vesicle exocytosis; cellular response to cAMP; Rap protein signal transduction. Bases 185 to 739 code for a protein of 184 amino acids.